UUGUCUUGCUCCCGUUCACACCAGCUGAAGUCCGAAAAUUUCACUCAAGAUGGAAACAGUGAAAGAUAGAGUUGAUGAGGGAGAUUAUGUAAUGCUUAAGAAAGCUGAAAAUUUGAGAGUAUUUCAAGUGCACAGGAAAAGGGAUAUCUGGUUAGAGAAGAGCAAAUUUUGCCUGGACGGUCUCAUAGGGCAGCAAUAUGGGACCUUGUUUGAGGUGAAGGAUGGUGGCCUGGUGCUGAUGGAGAGACCGCAGCCACAGGGCAUGGAGGAGGCAGGUGCGGUUGAGGUUCGGGAUAAUCGUAACCUGCUUGACGAGGACUCGAACCAGCGUCUCACCCAGGAACAGAUUGAGCAGAUGAAGAAGGAAGGUGUCUCUGGUGAUAAACUCAUUGGGCAUCUGAUAGAAAACAGUGCCACCUUCCAGAGCAAGACAGGAUAUGCACAGGAAAAGUGGGUUAAAAAGAAGAAAAAGAAGCACUUACUUCAGUUUACUGUGUUAAAGCCAACCGCUCGACUUAUGUGUGAAAUGCAAUGGUCAAAGGGACCUUCACGCAUAUGCAAUCUGCGUGUGGAUAGCCUGGCACAGAUGUUGACAAUGGGCAAUGUGCGAGCGGGUUCCACUGUUCUUGUUGUCGACUCCUGCCUUGGGCUGGUCACUGCUGCUGUGCUUGAGCGGCUUGGAGGUUUUGGCAGAGUUGUCAGUUUCUACCAGGGAGAUUCUCCUUUGAAAGCUACAUUGCAGCCAUUUGAUUUUCCACAAAAUGUGAUGGACACUCUAUACCAGUUCCCGUUGGAUAUGGUAAACUCUUUGAAACACCCUGCCACCACCAACAUACUUGAUGGUGACAUGACAGGAGACGCAGAAAACACUAAUGGUAGUGGUAUGCAAAUAACAGAUGAAACAGUGGAAAUAGAUAAAGAAAGUGAAGAGAAGACAAUUGACACUAAAGCUGAAAAUAGUGAGGAGGUAAAUAAAAUGGAUGAUGAAACAGAAAAUCCACAAAAAAACACAUGCGGUAAUGUUGAUAUGGAAAAUAUCACUAAAUCAAACAAUGAAAGUAAUAACGGGGAUUCUGUACAGAACAUGACCAAGAAAGGUAGCAGAGCAGACAGGUGGGGUAAAAAAGAUAAGAAGCAGAAGAAGGACCGUUCCCAGGCAAAAUUGGAACGGGCCCAAGAGAUCGAGAGAGCCAGAAGGGUGCUGCUGGAAAAGGAAGCUGACUGUUUGCUGGUGGCGACCAAGUUCCAUCCGAGUCCAAUAGUUCUUGCCCUAGCUGACAUUGUUGCACCAUCCAGGCCUCUUGUGGUCUUCUCACAGUUCAAAGAGGCAUUACAAGACUGUUAUGUGUAUUUACGGGAGCACAAAGGGCUGGUCAACUACAGGCUCACAGAAACAUGGCUGAGAGAAUACCAGGUUUUACCAUCACGUACCCACCCAGUGAUCCAGAUGAGCGGCACAGGUGGCUACCUCCUCUCCGCCACCACCAUCUGCCGCCCAUGAACUUUCUGAUACAGAAUCGUCUAUUCAUGUGUAUUACUGAUAAUAAACAUGUUGAUAAUGUU
Mya arenaria is the source of this 1563-nucleotide messenger RNA. RefSeq names its product tRNA (adenine(58)-N(1))-methyltransferase non-catalytic subunit TRM6-like. The record is from RefSeq and is a predicted model, not a curated record. Bases 50 to 1501 code for a protein of 483 amino acids. Gene Ontology annotation, biological process: tRNA methylation. Gene Ontology annotation, cellular component: nucleus; tRNA (m1A) methyltransferase complex. The transcript is spliced from 11 exons. NCBI's taxonomy places the organism in Eukaryota, Metazoa, Mollusca, Bivalvia, Myida, Myidae.